Pelagomonas calceolata is the source of this 982-nucleotide messenger RNA. The record is from the annotation of a GenBank genome assembly. Lineage: Eukaryota; Pelagophyceae; Pelagomonadales; Pelagomonadaceae.
UUUUGGCAAGCUUUUUGGCAGGCUGCCCCGGCACGAGCAUGGAGCUCGACCGCCUUGCGGAAGCCAGUCCGAUGCCGCGGCGGCGCGUCGCCUUCGCGGACCUGAGCAAUAGUGCUGAGCGCGCGGCCACGCGAAAGAAGCCGGUUGCUCGGACGCAAGCAGCGCCCAGCCCCAGCAUUCCGCUGCCGUCCCCCAGCCCCGCCGCGUCGAGCGAGUACCCGCCGUGGACGCGCUGCUUCGACCCGCGCUACAAGUAUCAUUAUUGGUACAAUCAUGAGCGAGGCGUCAGCACCUGGACCGAGCCGGACGAGGCCUGGGUCGACGAGCAGCCCGCGGCCGCCGAGGACGGUGACUUCUGGGCGAGCUGGUUCGACGGAGACGCCGACGAGGCCAUCCGCCGGGAGGCGGCCGCCAGGACGGCGGAGGCCGCGCGCUCGGAGAAGCUCCGCACCGAGGUGCGCGACCGUAUAGUCCGGAGUGCCGCCGCGCCUGCUGCGAUAGCAGCGGCGUCACCUGUCGCUGUACAGCCGGAGGUCGAAGCGCCACCGGCCGUCACCUCGUCGUCGCCUGCCGUCGUUGCGCCCCCAGCCGCGCCGGCCGCCGUCGCCGCGCCGUUGGCGGUCGUCGAUCAACCAAUCGUCGCCACGCCGUCGCCCGCGAAGGUCGCCACAUCAAACGGCGACCUCACCGCGCGCGACGCCCUGCUCGGAAUCCUGACCGCGCUCCUCGCGGCGAAUUUGUAUUUUGCGAUUUACGACCAGCGGCGCGCUGUCGAGACCGCGCCACCGCCCGUCGAAGUCAUACUCUCCAACGCGACGGAACUCGUGAUCCCAGUGAAAGCGGACUUGCCCGCCGCGGCGCGCGCCGGGGGCGUCCUGACGAUGGUGCUAGCGCCGCUGCGAGCGUUCCUCGGCGGGCUCGCACGGCUCUUGGUGCCACGAUUCCCAACAAUUGCAUAACAUAAGUUAGUCACACAUGACAG